Phoenix dactylifera (date palm) is the source of this 3375-nucleotide messenger RNA. Its product is annotated as phosphoinositide phosphatase SAC2-like. Gene Ontology annotation, cellular component: intracellular membrane-bounded organelle. The record is from RefSeq and is a predicted model, not a curated record. Gene Ontology annotation, molecular function: phosphatidylinositol-3,5-bisphosphate 5-phosphatase activity. Lineage: Eukaryota; Viridiplantae; Streptophyta; Magnoliopsida; Arecales; Arecaceae. Gene Ontology annotation, biological process: phosphatidylinositol dephosphorylation.
UUGAGGCGUCGCCCACCCUGUGGUUUUCCUUCGCUCUCACGAUCACAUCCCCCCUUCCCACGAUUCUCUCUCUCUCGAAAAAGAAAGGAAAAAAAAAGGGAGAUACCGAGAGAAAACCAAAACAAAACUCGAUUUCUCACCUCCUGUUCCUAUCUUUUUUUGGAUUUCGAUCCGGGAGUUCGUCUCCAGAGCUUCUCCUCAGAAGAUCGCUAGCUUUUUCGAUUCCAUUUGGCCUCCAUUUUGAUGUAAAAAUCAUUUUUUUUGGGCUGUGAAUGGAAGAAAAGGUACUGGGGAGGAGACGGUGAGCACGGCGGAGAGGCGAGAGGAGGAAGAAGGAUGCUAUAUUUGAAGCAGCCGAGGGGGAAUCUGGGGGUCUGGCGGCCGGCGACGGCGUCGUGAUCUCGGGGGGAUUUGGAUGUGCGAGUGAUCUGGCCCGAGCCUACGGCUCGGGAUCCGGACGGGAUGGCAGACGGGGAACGGGCUCGGAUUGCCGACAAGCCCGAUGCCGGGAGCUGCUAUCUCCAGAAAUUUAGGCUCUACGAGACUCGAUCGAAAUUUUACAUGAUCGGAAGAGACAAAAGUAGAACAUUGUGGAAAGUGUUGAAGAUCGAUAGAUUGGAGUCUUCACAGCUGAACAUCCGUGAGGACUCCACCACAUACUCGGAAAGUGAAUGUCAGGACCUAUUGAGGCGAGUACAUGAAGGAAACAGAGCCACUGGUGGACUAAGAUUUGUCACCAAUUGCUAUGGCAUUGUUGGUUUUAUUAAAUUCCUAGGGCCAUAUUACAUGUUGCUUAUUACCAAAAGAAGGCCAAUUGGUGUCAUAUGUGGCCAUACAGUGUAUGCUGUCACCAAGAGUGAAAUGAUUGCACUUCCAAAUUCUACUGUACGACCCGAUAUGGAUAAUUCUAAGAUUGAGAACAGAUACAAGAAGCUCCUAUCUGCAGUGGAUCUCACAAAAGAUUUCUUUUUCAGCUACUCAUACCAUAUUAUGUGUAGCCUUCAAAAGAACUUAUAUGAUAGUCAGACAGGGCAGAUAUUAUAUGAAACAAUGUUUGUUUGGAAUGAGUUUUUGACACGCGGAAUACGAUGCCAUCUCAAAAAUACUCGUUGGACAGUUGCGCUGGUCUAUGGGUUCUUUAAGCAAGCCAAACUCUCAAUAUCUGGAAAGAAUUUCAGGUUGACACUCAUUGCUAGGCGUUCACGACAUUAUGCUGGCACCAGGUACCUCAAGCGUGGUGUUAAUGAGAAAGGUAGAGUGGCAAAUGAUGUUGAGACAGAACAAAUAGUGUUUGAAGACACUCCUGGAGGAAUUCCAACUGAAAUCUGUUCUGUUGUCCAGAAUAGGGGUUCCAUACCCCUUUUUUGGUCCCAGGAAACCUCGCGACUGAACCUUAAGCCUGAUAUUAUCUUGCACAAAAAGGACAAAAAUUAUGAAGCUACUCGGCUUCAUUUCGAGAAUUUGGUAAAAAGAUAUGGAAACCCAAUCAUUAUUUUGAACCUGAUCAAGUCAUGCGAGAAGAGACCUCGAGAAUCUAUACUUCGAGCAGAAUUUGCUAAUGCAAUUGAUGCUAUAAAUAAAGAUCUUGCAGAGGAAAAUCGUUUGAGAUUCUUACAUUGGGAUCUUCAUAAACAUUCUCGGAGCAGCAAAGCUACAAAUGUGCUUGUGUUGUUGGGAAAAGUGGCAGCUUAUGCCUUGAAUUUAACAGGCUUCUUUUGCUGUCAAGUGACACCAGCUUUAAGGCUUGAGGGUGCUCUAAAAUUGCCUAUACCUUUGAAGGAUGAUAUUGGUCACUGCUCAUGUAAUAACCACGAUAGCAGCAGCAACAACAACAACAAAAACCAUAACAGCAAUGGUGCUGGUAUCUCGGGAGGUGUAUCCCAGGAAAUUAAUGCCUGUUGCUUUGAUACCUCGGGACAUUCAACAGCAGAGGAUAGAGUUGGAAGUAGUGAAAACUGCUUGGUUAAGCGACCUAUGUUUCAAAAAGGUGUCCUACGAACAAAUUGCAUAGACUGCUUGGAUCGCACUAAUGUUGCACAAUAUGCCUGUGGUUUAGCUGCUCUCGGGCAUCAACUUCAUGCCUUGGGCUUUAUAGAUGUUCCCAAAAUUGAUCUAGAUGCUCCUCUGGCUGAUGAUUUAAUGAACUUUUAUGAGACAAUGGGAGACACACUUGCUCUACAAUAUGGUGGUUCUGCUGCUCACCACAAGAUAUUCUCUGAGAGAAGAGGUCAAUGGAAGGCAGCAACUCAGUCUCAAGAGUUCUUUAGAACACUUCAAAGAUAUUACAGCAAUGCCUAUAUGGAUGCUGAAAAACAAGAUGCAAUAAACUUAUUCUUGGGCCACUUCCAACCUCAACAGGGUAAACCAGCACUGUGGGAGCUGGACUCUGAUCAGCAUUGCAAUGUAGGGAAACAUAGUUAUGCUUUUGCUGAGGAAAAUGGAAGGUCAUUUUUCAAACGAUCCCUAUCAGAUGGCAACAUUCUGCAUGAAAGCAAUGCACCCCUCAGCUGUAAUGUAGGUAGGAACAAGCUCCCUAACUCAGCUUUGUCUGACAGAAACCAUCGACUAGGAGAUGCCAAGGAUCUGUCUGAUUCAACACCAGAAAUUUCAACCUCUGAAAGCGAUGUAUCAUAUUCCAGGCACACUCCUACAAUGUCUCGCAGACAGCUUUUUGCAGAUAGUGAGCAUAGUUAUUUCUAUGAAAAUGGGGAUUCAAAUUUCCUGGACCUUGAUUGGCUUUCAUCUUCUGGGAAUUCAUGCGAGGAAGAAAUUUAUGAAAGGUCCACAGUGAUGAACUUUUCAACUGAAAAUCUUUCCACUGAAAAUGUCAUCAAUGGCAUAGCUUCUGAGACAACACUGCCUUUAAGUGAGUACGGGUCGGGCAUAAAGCGAAAGCAGACAACCGAGAUGCAAAUGGCAUAUGAAGCUGGCCAAAAUUCUGAUAUUCUCAGUGAGUUUUCUGAGAGCUUCGUGCAGUGGGUUAUUCAUGGAGAGGCUCUAUGUCAUUGAUGCAGAAAAUUUUAGAUAAUUCAUCGAUGCCCCGUCUGACCUCAGGUCCAGGGAUGUCGGUCCCCUCAAAAUUUAACAUCAUUGAGAAAGAGGAGAAAAAUUACAUAAUGGUGGGGACAGACAUUCAUUUGUAACAUACCCCCUUCCCUAAUACACCCCCCUUCUGCGCCUUGUACAAUUGUGUUGAUUUGGUUAAAGUGCUAUCCUCGGUCAUAGUCUGGUAGAAGUAUGAGUAGUACAUAGAUAUAAUUCUUUUGAAUCUCUGUUUCAUUUGUUUUAACCUUAAGUUGCCAUCAUGUAAAUAUUCACUUACAUUUGGCUCCCUUGAGCUCAACAUUUACAGCAGCAAUUUUUUCCUGUUCUCAA